Molecule: messenger RNA, 1293 nt
Organism: Dictyostelium purpureum
Lineage: Eukaryota; Evosea; Eumycetozoa; Dictyosteliales; Dictyosteliaceae
Exons: 3
Coding region: 1-1293 (430 amino acids)
Source: RefSeq, a predicted model, not a curated record
AUGGAGAACAACAACAAUAAUAAUAGUAAAAAUAAUAAUAAUACCAAUAACAAUGAUAAGAAUAAUGAUAGUAACAGUAGUAAUAAUAAUAUAGCAAUCUCAAAUACAUCUUCAACUAAUAUAAUAACAGAACAAUUUCAAAAUAGAGUAAAGAUUAGACCAUAUUUAACAGCAGAUAGGGAAAUUUUAUCAGGUAUAUGUAGAUUACCACAAAACAUCGAUUUAAAUACAUUAAAAGCAUAUUCAAUAAGUGAUGAUUAUUCCAUUAGAAGAUCAAUGAGCCAAAAUGGAUAUAUGUUUGUUGCAGAGGAUAGAUUUGAUUGUAGUGUAGUUGGAGCAAUUUGUAUUUCAGAAAAAAAAUUAAAAUUAGAUGGAAGAGAAAGAGUAUUUUUUUAUUCUUUUGAUGCCAUAGUCGAACCAAAAUACAGAAGCUUUAAAAUUUUAAACAAACUCACAGAAACUGCAGCAAAUGUUUAUCUAAAGCACUGGAAAUUAGAGCCAAUCAUUUAUAGUUCAACUAUCAAAAUGAAUUUAGGUAUGGAAAAGUAUUAUGAAAGUACUGGUAUGGUUAAAUUUAUCGAUCAAAUUCAACAUGCAUGGAAAGUAGAUAUUGAAAUAAUGCAUUCACCAAUAGUUUCUGAUGAAAACUUCAAGGUUUGGGUAGAAAAAGACACUGAUAUAAUAAAGGAUAAAUUCAUAGAGUAUUUCAGCAAUUACGAAAUGUGUCCAGUUGAUUUUGAAGAUAUCAUUUUAAAUAAAUACUGGAAGAAGACUUAUUUUGCUCAAUACCGUACACUAGAUGGCAGAAUCAUUGAAGCAUCUAUCAGCAUUUGGGACCAAAAUAAAGUAUGUACAUUAUUCGAUUUGGAUGGAACUGAACAGCAAAUUAUAAACAACAGUUCAAAGUUAAAAGAUGGUAAAGCAAAAUUAAAUUUCCUUCAAUUGUAUGCAUGUUAUACCAAUGAAAAAUCAAAUGACAAUAUUCAUUUAUUUAAUGAAUUAUUAAAAUUUGUUCACAAUGAUAGUCUCAAGAAUAAAAUUGAUUACUUAUUUAUUGGUUUAGCAAAAUCAGAUCCAAUCGAAACCCAGUUUCCAUUGCUACCAGGUAUAAAAAGUUUGGAUUUCGCGUUGCAUUUUUGUGUAUCAAAUUUUGAUGUAUCUUUAGUAGACAAACUAUCAAAAAAACCAUUUUUUCAAGAUCCAAGAGACUAUGGGGUUAUCAUGUUUCACUCCACUGAUCCAAAUAAAAAUGAUCCUUUGUUAUCAAAUUCACUAAUUUCAUCAAAGCUAUAA